UUCAAGUUGAAUAUCAGGCCUGAGAUGGCCAUGAUCGAUGCUCGAGUCCUUCCUGCUCCAGAGAUCUCUUACCAUCAUUCCUCGGAGGAUGAUACGUUUACUCCUAUCAAUGGUGGUUGGGAUCUUCGUGGUAAGAAAGUUGUAGAUGGUGCCAACUUGAAUCGUUGGUGUGUUGUCAAUUUUGACGAUCUUCUUCCUAUCAAUACGGUCAUAAGUUUUAUCCAUGAAUUAAAUCAAACAUUUAUUGAUAUCGGGUUGAAUAUGGGCAAUCGCCAUCCUCCUGUCAUUUACGCUGAUCAACAAGAUAACAUCGAUAACGUACUCUUGCACGCUUACUUCUCUGGUUUCACAGAGGAUGAUGAAACCCAAUUAAUUGUCUGUAUCUUGCCAAACGCUGAAGUUCCUCUCUAUGCUGAAAUCAAGCGUGUCUCUGAUACAAUUCUUGGUAUCCCUACACAAUGUAUUAAAAGUGAGCAUGUCCAAUGGGCCAAGAAAGGGCAGAUGGCAAGCAUGGCCCAAAAAAUUAAUAUGAAGCUUGAUGGUAUCAACUGGUUUGUGAAUCGUUCUCACAUUUCAUUUAUCUCAAGCAAACCUACCAUCGUUUUUGGGGCACACGUCAUCCAUCCUCUCUCUGAUGACGUUGUCCGGCCCUCCAUUGCCACUUUGUCUGCAAGUAUGGAUUCCUUUGCAUCAUCAUAUGCGUCCAGUAUACGUGCUCAAGACCAAAGUACUGCAAUCAUUGAGGAUUUAACCAAUAUGGUCAAGGAAUUGUUGGAAGAAUUCUACCGUUGUUGGGGUGAAAGGCCUCAGCAGAUUUUAUUCUAUCGUUCUGGUGUUUCUGAAGGUCAGUUUGAUCAAGUGCUCAGGAAUGAAGUUGCUGCCAUACACGCUGCCUGUGCUUCAUUGGAUAGAACUUACAUGCCUCCUGUCACCUUUGUGGUUGUUCAAAAACAGCGACGUGUAAGGUUCUUCCCAGUUCAUGAUCGUGACGGAAUUGGCAAGUGUCAACCUGGUACGGUUGUGGAUACUGAUAUGGUAGUCACCAGGGACUAUGUAUCUAGACAUCUCUUUCGGCCUCCCGUUAAGUUUGGUUUCUAUUUACAAUCCCACCCGGAUACCCAAGGGACAUCAAGAUUUACUUUAUAUAACGUUCUCCAUGAUGAGAACUUUAUGACAGACGGCACCCUACAGGAUCUCACCUACAAGCUAUGCUACCUAUCUAGUACCUCAACUAGUGCAAUCUCAAUAUGCGCGCCGGUGUACCAUGCUACUCGGUUAGGUAAGCGUGCCAGUCUCUAUCGAGACGUUGAAAAUUGGGACAUGACUGAAGUCAAUCCAAACCUACACUGGUCAAUGUACUAUAUAUAA
Molecule: messenger RNA, 1368 nt
Organism: Halteromyces radiatus
Lineage: Eukaryota; Fungi; Mucoromycota; Mucoromycetes; Mucorales; Cunninghamellaceae
Product: Piwi domain-containing protein
Exons: 4
Molecular function (GO): nucleic acid binding
Source: RefSeq, a predicted model, not a curated record